GUAUAAAGGGACUCUAGGCAGGUAAGAGGCACCUGCCACCUGCACCAUGAAGUGGACCGGAGUUCUCCUGCUGCUCUGGGCUGUCUUGCUCCUGAUCUCAGAAGGAAAUUGUGACGUUUGCCCAAAAUUGAAGGAGACAAUUGCGCUGUUUGUGGCAGGAGAUUAUGAAGACUACAUGGCAAAAGUGAGAGAGAACAACUCCAACCCGUUUAUACAGGACUCUCUUCAAAAACUGAAGAUAUGCAUGGAUAGGACGUUGACUCAGGAGGACAUGCAGAAUGCUCUCAACAUCAUGGUAAAACUAUACUCAAGCCCUGGGUGUUGACGGAGCCACCCUUGCCGGGAACCCCAAGGAAGCCACUUGCCUGAGCACUAAGUAGUCUCAGCAACCUGUUAUGUCAGGGUGUCUGAUUAGAGGAUUCCAGAAAUAAAAGCCUUGCAUUUCA
This is a messenger RNA of Sus scrofa (pig), 446 nucleotides long. Its product is annotated as major allergen I polypeptide chain 1-like. Gene Ontology annotation, cellular component: extracellular region. The record is from RefSeq and is a predicted model, not a curated record. Gene Ontology annotation, molecular function: steroid binding. NCBI's taxonomy places the organism in Eukaryota, Metazoa, Chordata, Mammalia, Artiodactyla, Suidae.